GAGGCGCACAAACCAAGCUUGCUCUUCCUGUGGACUUCGUAUCCUCGAUCCAAACCCCUUGUUUCGUCGAUUCGAUUCCGGUUCCAACCCCUGAAUCGGAGGCCGGUCGAAGACGAUGCCGGAUCGAUUGCCGUCCUGCUUUGGCGGCGGCGGCGCCACCAGGGGCACCCCGACUUCGACGAUGGCCGGGCCCAACCUGACGACCUCGAUCUACGACACCCACCUCGGCGUCGCCUCCCUCACCUGGUCCCGCGCCAUCGUCGGCCUCACCCUCCUCGCGGACCUCCGCCUAUCCGGCGCCGAACCCGGGGAGGAUGACGAGGAGGGGGAGCGCCUCCGGUUCCGCGUCAGGCCGUGGCUCCCCUGGAAGCGGCGGGGGUCUCGGCGGUUUAGCCUCAGGGACCGCUCCUGCCACCACUGCGUGGAGUUCGCGUGGGACCUCUCGCGGGCCAGCUUCCACACGGGCGGCAGCGGCCGGCCCGAGCCUGCGUCUGGGUUCUUCGUCGCCGUCGCCUUUGAUGGCGAGAUGCUCCUCGUCGCUGGAGACCUCGUCGAGGAGGCGUACAAGAAGACCAAGGCCCGGAGGCCCAUCGCCCCCUUCUCGAACCCGACGCCGACCGCCAGGCGGGAGCACGUCGUGCUGGGGACCUCCGGUGGCCCGAGAUCGUACCGGACAAUGGCGCGAUUCGGGGGCAGGAAUAGGGAGAUUUCGAUCGAACUGGGCCCGAAAGAUAGGGAGCCGGAGGCGGGGAUGGCUGUGGCUGUCGACGGCGAGAAGGUCGUCCACGUGCAGCGGCUCCGCUGGAAGUUCCGGGGGACAGAGAAAGUGGAGGUGGAGAGCGGCGCCCGGAUGCAGGUCUCGUGGGACCUCCACGACUGGCUCUUCCAGUCAACGGCAGACGCCGCGUUAAGCGACGCAGCCGUACCGACGGCCGCGGAGCGGGGGCACGCCGUGUUCGUGUUCCGCUUCGAGGAAGAGGAGGAAGGGGUCGCAAAGGCCGCGGAGGGGCAUUCCGGGAAGGUAUCUGGCGACCCGUACGGGGGGCAUUCUGGGAACGGCGCGUACAAAGGCACGGUGUUCGGGGGGCAUCCCGGGAAGACCAGGAACUGGAGUGAGAGUAGCAGCAACGGCGGCGGCGGAGCGGAGACAACGGCAGCACAGAGGAAGAGGAAGAGCAGGAGAAAGGAUCUCCUGAAGACGACCUCUUCCUCAUCGUCGGCGUCGUCGGCGUCGUCGGCGAGCAGUUCCACCGUGAUGGAGUGGGCGAGCCAGGAGGAGAUGGAGUUGCAGAGAUCGGACGGCUUCUCGCUGCUGGUGUACAUCAGGGAGAACUAAUCUGAGUGCAUGUCCUGUCGGUGCUCGUUCCCCUUCCUUUGCUUCAUUCGUGUAAAUCUCGUUGUUGCUUGGAUUCUUUCUUUUUUGGUAUCAAAUCUCCUUGUUCAGAUCUUAAACUGGGAUUCAAAAGUAUUACAAGGGAAGAUCUUAGGAUGUUCUUUUC
Messenger RNA from Musa acuminata AAA Group (dessert banana), 1499 nucleotides. RefSeq lists its product as uncharacterized. Bases 116 to 1336 code for a protein of 406 amino acids. The record is from RefSeq and is a predicted model, not a curated record. The transcript has a single exon. Lineage: Eukaryota; Viridiplantae; Streptophyta; Magnoliopsida; Zingiberales; Musaceae.